AUGGUGUCAUCGUUAUAUGAGCAGUUGUGGAACCAUACGUAUUGGUGGGUUUUGUGAUGACUUUCGACUGGAAAAUUUGAUAGACAGUAGAGGAAAAUGGCGUAGCUUUGUGGAGGCGUUAGGAGACUGAACCCCCCAUGACUGAACCCCCCUGACUGAACCCCCCUGACUGAACCCCCCUGACUGAACCCCCCUGACUGAACCCCCCAACCCCUCAGAAAGGAACCCCCCUGACUGAACCCCCCAAGAUCGAACCCCCCCUGACUGAACCCCCCUCUAAAGCGAAAUUUCGGGCACCCCCGAUGGGGGGACGGCCAAAGUGAAAUAAUCUAGCCAAAUCGAAUAAAUUAUGGCCAUGGUGCAAAAAUAUGGCCAAAUUGAAAAGAUUUGGCCAGAUCGGGAAAAAAUUUUACAACCGUGAAAAAAGUGUGGCCAAGCAGGAAAAGCGUUUGGCCAAUACAAAAAAUGUGGCCAAAGUGAAAAAAUGUGGCCAAAGUGAAAAAAAUGUGGCCAAAUUAAAAUUUUUUGAAAUUUUUUUGCUGGCUCUCGGUCACAAAAAAUGUGACCAGGCAGGAAAAGCGUUUGGCCACGAUGAAAAGAUGUGGCCAAAGGGAAAAAUGUGGCCAAAUUAAAAUUUUUUGAAAUUUAUUUGGCCACAUUUUUUCCCACUUGGCCACAUUUUUUUCAAUUUGGCCGCAUUUUUUUCAAUUUCGCCACAUUUUUUUCAAUUUGGCCACAUUUUUUUCCACUUGGCCACAUUUUUUUCUAUUUGGCCACAUUUUUUUCAAUUUGGCCGCAUUUUUUUCAAUUUGGCCACAUUUUUUUCAAUUUGGCCACAUUUUUUUCCACUUGGCCACAUUUUUUUCAAUUUGGCCACAUUUUUUUCAACUUGGCCACAUUUUUUUCCACUUGGCCACAUUUUUUUCAAUUUGGCCACAUUUUUUUCAAUUUGGCCAUAUUUUAGCAGAACGCCAAGGUUUAUUCAAUUUGGGGGGUUCAGUCAGGGGGGGUUCCCUCGAACAGGGGUGAGGGGUUCAGUCAGGGGGGUCCAGUCAUUGGGGGGUUCAGUCAGGGGGGUUCAGUCAGGGGGGUUCAGUCAUGGGGGGUUCAGUCAGGCAUUCUUGUGGAGGUCAUUUUUAAUUAAUAAGAAGGCAGUCUUCGAGGGACAAACCCCGGACUUUCUUCAAGUUCGAUUUGCGUCUAGACGACGAACUAGGUUCUUGAUUUUUUAUAAGCACAACCAUGUUAUUUUAUCCAUUGAAGACGGAACGUCGUCGAUUGGGAAAUAUUUUCCAUGCUAAUCCUAACUUUGGUAAAAUUACGGACCAGAAGCGAAAAAUUAGAAUAAUCAGAUGUUUUGCAGCCAUACAGUGUACCUUAACUCCACGUUCUGAAACGUUGUAGAAAUUUACAUGCAGCAAAAAAAGUAGUUUUAAGUGUCUGCAAUCAUCUAUUAGGUUGGGGAAUAAGUCCGCAACGAUUUCUUUAUUGCUUCGUCCUGCAACGAUUGUUUGUUGUUUGGAAAAGUUUAUAUAUGCAUUCGAAAGAGUUCUGUCUCCUCUACAAAACUGUGUUUUUAGUUUUUUUUUGAAAAUUUAAUUUUUAAUUAUUUUUUGGGCUUAAAAGUGAACCAUCUAGGAGGCAAAAAUUUGCGUUUUCGACACCUGCUUCUUUCGCCGAGCAGCACGUGGACGCAAACGGCGGUCUUUGUAUCGAAUCAUCAUCGGGGAUGAAAAUGGUGUCUGUACGUCAAUAUAAAGCAAAAUGUUGACUGUUUCCUGGAGUGGGUGGCCCCAGGGGACAGUCAAGCAAGAUCCCCACCCAAAAAGGCCAUGAUCUGCAUUUGGGGGGACUGGGAAGGCAUGGUGCAUUGGGACAUGCCUCAAAAGAACGCCACUGUCAACAAGGAGCUCUAUGAUGCCCAACUACACCUCGAAAAUGGGGCUAUUCGACUGAAAUCAAGGCCAAGUCACCUUGCUCCACGAGUCAUCUUGCUCUCAUGUUGCACAAGUCGUCAAAACCGCACUCCAUGACUUCGAAUGGGAGGUUAUUUAGCAUCCACCAUACUCUCGGACCUUGCGCCAACCGAUUACCACCUUUUCCGCUUUCUGUCAAACCAAAUCCGAGGUGAAAAAUUCGAUGGCGAAGAGGACCUCAAAAACUUUUUAAGCCCCAAAAAUUAUAAAAAAUUAAAUUUCCAAAAAAAACUAAAAACACAGUUUUGUAGAGGAGAAAAAACUGUAUCAAAUAAUAUAUAUAACCUUUGCCAAACAACAAACAAUCCUUACAAAACAAAACAAUAAAAAGCUCUACGAACUUAUUCCCCAACCUAAUAUCUCAGAAAUGAUGUAACUUUUAUUUCAUUGUGUAAAAUGAUUAAUUGUGAACCUAGGUUGCCUCGAGUAAACACCUGGUCGGAUGUGCCCACCACCCCAUCCCAACUCAAGACUGCCCUGUUUCUAGCCCCUUUUAUAUUCCUAAUCCGAAUUUUUGUGGAAGCUUUCAUCGGUCUCGGCCUGGGAAAACUUCUUGGAUAUCAUGAUCGUCCCUACUUAGCCUCUGUUUAUCGUCAUAUUUCUGGUGGGUUCUUGAAAAACAGCAGGACCAAGAAGAUUCUGGAGACUUUCUGGAGAUUCGCUGCGUAUUCCUUCUUCUUUUUGUUCGGCGUCUUCGCUUUAUAUGACAAACCCUGGCUAUACGACGUGACGCAAGGCUUCAUUGCAUAUCCCAAACAUCCAGUUGACGAUGUUAUUUUCUGGUAUUACAUGAUGGAAUGCAGUUUCUACUUCUCUUUACUGAUCGCGGCACCUUUUGAUGUUCAACGGUCAGAUAGUUGGCAGAUGUUUGUCCAUCAUCUGAUUACAAUUGGGCUCCUUUCCUUUAGUUGGACCAUCAAUUUUGUUAGAAUUGGAACGUUAAUUCUAAUCUCCCAUGAUCUCAACGAUAUCUUCUUAGAGCUUUGCAAAUUGGUGCGAUAUCGACGGAGGUAUCCGAAUCUGAGCAACGGACUGUUUGUCGUUUUUCUAAUAUCGUAAGUUCAUACUGAACAAGCAAAAAGAUAAAUUUUUUGUGCUUUAAAAUUGAAAGGGAAUCUUUAUUUUGUAAACUUAUGCAGACUUUUCUUCCGAACCCAUCAUUUGCAGUCCCAUUUCCGGCUAUUUGACGCAAUUCUACUGUGGUUAACCGCAUUCUUUUCAGAUGGAUCGCCUCCCGCUUAAUCUACUUCCCCAUUUUCGUAGUUUACACGGGUAUUGUGGAGGGGCCGGCCCUUAUCCAACCCGAUUACGAGGUCUUCGACUUUUCCCAGAAACCCUACGCUCCAAGGAUAAUCCUGAUCCUCUUGAUCGGCCUCAUGUUAUUGCAUAUCUUCUGGACAGUCCUUAUUUUAAAGAUUGUUUUCAAAGCACUUCAAGAAGGAGAGGCUUCUGAUAUUCGAUCAGAUUCUGAAGAAACGGACAGUGAGGAUGAUCGAAAUGCCAACAAAAAGGUUAAAAAAUAUCAAUAA
This is a messenger RNA of Bursaphelenchus xylophilus (pine wood nematode), 3505 nucleotides long. Lineage: Eukaryota; Metazoa; Nematoda; Chromadorea; Rhabditida; Aphelenchoididae. The record is from the annotation of a GenBank genome assembly.